AUGGGUCGGAAACGUACAACUGGUGGCAGCGGUACCGCCUCAGAGGCGGAAACGGACCCGUAUAGAGAACAAAUUUUGUGGAGUAGAGGCAAUUUUCAACCUCAACCGCCUGAGUUUAAUCUCGAUGAUGAUUUUGAGGCUUGGGGGGACAAAAUGGAGCGAUUUCUGCGAUACGAAGAACCAAGGUCUCGUUCACACAUGGUAAUGAGAAACCUGGCUGCUCCUGCCAGGCGGAUUGUCGUAAUGUCUGGCUGCUCCGACGACACUCCGUACGAACAGCUACUUGAAAAGUUAUCUACGCUGUUCUCGAAGGACGCCGAGAGCAUCUUGCAGAAACUUGUUAGUCGACGAUAUCGGUCUGGCGAACGUGUCGAUGACUAUAUGGCCGAAAUUCAUGAUUUGGUCCGAAGGACUUACCCAGGGUCGAUGCACGAAACCCUGACGGUAACCCACGUUCUCCGGGGUCUACCGGACAAGAUCGCUUUAAGGCAUGCCGGGCUUAUAACGUGCUCAAUUGCAGACGUACAGAAGGCCCUCACGGCGGACCCAGAACUGGGGGACAAAGUCCAGUUUUCCACACCGGCUCAGCCAAGUCCCGUUCUACAGUGGCGACAGAAAACGAACGUGUUCCAAGGGCCGAGAUCCAGAGGACCCGGCGGACAAUGGACGGGGAAACCUCGCGGCGGCGAAGGUUCUAAGAAGCCUCCAGGUGCGUCUGUUCCAUGCCCUGCCAUUCAUGCGUCAUGUGCUGACACUAGACCCUUUAUAUCUAUAGGUGUAUGCAAUAGGUUGAUGCAUUUUCUAGUUGAUACGGGGGCUGGAUGCUCGUUAGUCAACCCAAGACGGUUCCCGCAGAAGAUGUUCGAUCCAUACCUGGUGGCGUCAUCAAUUAAUGUUAAAGCGGCGAACGGUACUGUUAUGUGUAGCAAGGGUUGUGUUGAUAUCGCACUCACUAUUACCGGCAGUGUGUACCAGCAUACUUUAUAUCUAUGCCAUGAUAUGCCAUACGAUGGUAUAUUAGAGUCAGACUUCCUUGAUAGGUACGAUGGCGAAUAUAGCCGGCCACAUCGGUGUUUACGCCUUGGGUCUCAAGAGGUACCGGUGGUUUAUGAGCAGAGCAAUGGUGCCAUAUCUGCCAUUACAACUCAGACCCACCCAACUCCAGAUGAGCUAGACCUACUGGUGAGCACAAAAGCACAUAGUAAGGGGCUCGACCUCACUCAGCUUCGCAAGCUGGUCCAAGAAUAUGCAGACGUAUUUGCGUGGGAGGGAGCAGACACCGGUCGAACGAAUGGUGCGCUCCAUGACAUUCACACGACAGAGGUAGGCAUCAUUCGACAACGGCCCCGACGGAUACCUGUGGCGUAUCAGCAGGCAGUUGAGGAAGCCAUUGUAGAUAUGCUACAGAAGAAGAUCAUCAAACCGUCGUCAUCCCAUUGA
This is a messenger RNA of Mesocestoides corti, 1440 nucleotides long. The record is from the annotation of a GenBank genome assembly. Lineage: Eukaryota; Metazoa; Platyhelminthes; Cestoda; Cyclophyllidea; Mesocestoididae.